Caenorhabditis sp. 36 PRJEB53466 is the source of this 763-nucleotide messenger RNA. The record is from the annotation of a GenBank genome assembly. NCBI's taxonomy places the organism in Eukaryota, Metazoa, Nematoda, Chromadorea, Rhabditida, Rhabditidae.
AUGAAGUUUGUGCUGUUAGCUUUGCUCACUAUUGUCAUUGUUGUCUGUUUGGCGCUUGCUACAGGUUUGUCCUUAAUUUUGAAAAAACAUUUUCUAAAAAUGAUGUUUCUUCAGAAUUCGAUGAAUUCGAUGAGAACGAAGAGUAUCCGCACUAUGCACAUGACGAGGACGUGCAUGAUUUCGAAGAUGAGAGCGAGGGAAAUAGUUUUCUGAACGAAGCAGCUUCAGGUUUUUCCUCAAUGAGUAGGUUGACCGUUUCGUGUUUCGCAACCUAAAAAACAAAAAGAUAAAGCAGUUUCAUUUAGCAAGAGAAGAAGUGAACAAUCACUUCAAGGACAUCAUUCGCGGGUUUUCUGAUAGGGGAUUUGAGGUGGGGUGGUCUCUGCCGUUUUCUUUUUUGCAACACAGAACCAUUUCAGGACUGUGACAACGAUGGAGACGGUUUCCUGGGAGUCGAUGAAGUUGAAUGCUUUAUCGUUGAAAAAAUGGGAUUUUCUGUUAAAACCACAGCCGGAUAUGUUGUUCAUCACUAUGACAGAGAUGAAAAUGGGAAACUGGACAAGGAUGGUGAGCUGAAAUUUGUUAAUGUUUAGAACAGUUCUGGCCGCCGCCACAAUCAAUCGAUAUUGAUAAUAUUUUUGUAGAAAUCUGGAUAAUUGUGGAAGAUAAGGAUACGGCGAUUUUCAAGAUUUUACCCUCGACAAUGGAGAAGAAUAUGCUCUUGAUGCAUGGACUGCAGCAGGAUCAUAUCGAAGCUAAUUAG